This is a messenger RNA of Exophiala dermatitidis NIH/UT8656, 1137 nucleotides long. RefSeq names its product retrograde regulation protein 2. The record is from RefSeq and is a predicted model, not a curated record. Gene Ontology annotation, biological process: transmembrane transport. The coding region runs from base 1 to 1137 and encodes 378 amino acids. NCBI's taxonomy places the organism in Eukaryota, Fungi, Ascomycota, Eurotiomycetes, Chaetothyriales, Herpotrichiellaceae. Gene Ontology annotation, cellular component: membrane. The transcript is spliced from 9 exons. Gene Ontology annotation, molecular function: transmembrane transporter activity.
AUGGCAGAAAAAGAGACCUCGGUUGCGACGUCAACCCCGUCUACCAGUUGGAAGGGGUGGUUGUGGGAUACGGUUGAUGUUUCCAAAGAAGAAAGAAGAUUUCUCUUGAAGAUCGAUACCUCAAACAUCACCAAUGCUUUCGUGUCUGGAAUGAAGGAAGAACUGAACCUGUACCAAAACCAAUACAACUACAUCGUCGUUGCAUGGACGGUUGGGUACGUUAUUGGACAAUGGCCAUCAAACUUCAUCUUGACUCGAGUCCCCGCUCAUAUCUGGAUCCCGUUUCUUGAAAUUGGCUGGACCAUUUUCACCUUCGCACUUGCAGGGGCAAAGUCAUAUCAGGCGUUGCUGGGCCUUCGCUUCGUUGUUGGUCUCUUCGAAGCGGGUUACUGGCCGGCACUUUACUACAUUCUUGGCAGCUGGUACACUAAACGUGAACUCGGAAAACGCAACGGUAUACUCCAAUCUGCUGUUUCGAUUGGACCGAUUUUCAGCGGAUUCUUGCAGGCCGGCAUUUACAAUGGGUUGAAUGGACAUGCUGGUCUCGCUGGAUGGAGGUGGCUCUUUAUCAUCAACGGAAUCAUCUCGCUCCCUAUCGCCCUCCUAGCUUACUUCUGCUUACCCGACACGCCUGGCACUGCAAAGCCCAACUGGUUGUUCACCGAACGUGACAUCGAACUCGCCAAAGAAAGAAUGGCAAGAGUUGGUCGAGCCCCUGAAGGCAAGCCAUACACGGCCAAAGUCAUUCUUGGUUACUUCCUUAGCUGGAAAACAGUCCUUUUCACCAUCAUCUUCAUGGUGCAACCCUUUGGAAGUCAGCCGGCCACUUCUUUCGUGUUCUGGCUUAAAGCACACAACAAAAAAGGCCAUCCUCCUGUUUACACUGUCGCCCAGAUAAACGAAUACCCGACCCUAUACAAUGCUUUCACCACUGUCUACUCCCUCCUUUGCGUGUGGAUCUCUGAUGGACCCCUGAGAGGGCGCCGUUGGCCGAUCAUCAUUUUCUCGAACCUGAUGGCUAUCGUGGUCUUCACCUUACUUGCCGUAACUCCCGUGUUCGGCCCCUUCUCCCAUCGUGCACCGCUAUACAUCGUAUCAGGGUUUGGUGUGAGCUGCGUCCCAUUGACCAUGGCGUGA